ACACUCUUAAAAAUGGGAAAAUUAAAAUUUGGAGUGGCACCAGUCGUAUAUCCUUCUAUUUUUCUGAUUCUCUUAAUUUCAUUCCUCAAUUUUCACUUUCACUUCCUCUCUUUGUUUCCCACUAAUCUUGUGCAUCACAAACAGAUAAGUAUCGAAGAAGAAUUAAGCAGAGCUCGAGCAGCCAUUAUUGAAGCUGGAAGAAGCCACAGUAACAUCAUCUUCAAUAAUAAUCAUUCCAUAUACAGAAACCCACAUGCUUUCCACCAGUUAUUUAUUAACUCAAUCUCUCUUUUUCAUGCUGCAAAUACACGUGAUAAUAUCAAUAUGUGUGUUGUAACUUGUAUGUACGUAGGAGCUAUGUAGAGAUGGAGAAGAGAUUCAAAGUAUGGGUUUACAGAGAGGGCGAGCCCCCUCUAUUCCACUUGGCCCCCUUUAAAAACAUCUACUCCACCGAAGGCCACGUCAUCGACGAGCUCCACCAUAGCACCAUGGCAGCGCCCCACCCGGACGACGCCCACGCCUUCCUCCUCCCGGUCUCCGUCACCAACAUCGUCCACUACCUCUAUAGCCCCCACGGCGACUUCCACCCAACCCGCAUCGGGAACAUCUUGCAGGACUACGUCACCAUCUUGGCCAAUAAGUAUCCUUAUUGGAACCGGAGCUCGGGCGCCGACCAUUUCUUCGUUUCAUGCCAUGAUUGGGGGCCUUAUGCCACUGCUCGGAAUGCCAAGCUCUUCAAGAACCUCAUUCGUGUUCUCUGCAAUGCCAACGUCUCCGAAGGGUUCAAGCCAGUGCGAGACGUUACCUUGCCAGAGAUAAACGUCCCAUCGUCAGCCCUGAACCAGCCGGACCUGAACCACUCCAAGUCCAUACUCGGCUUUUUUGCAGGCGGGGCCCAUGGUGCCAUAAGGGAAGCCCUCCUCUCCCACUGGAAAGACAAAGACAAGGACCUCCAAGUCCACGAGUAUCUCCCCAAAAACAUCAGCUACUUGGACCUCAUGUCGCGGGCCAAGUACUGCCUCUGCCCCAGUGGCUACGAGGUAGCCAGCCCGAGGUUGGUCGAGUCCAUGCACGUUGGGUGUGUGCCCGUCAUCAUCUCGGAGGGCUACCCCCCGCCCUUCAGCGACGUUCUUGAUUGGAGCACCUUCUCUAUCCACAUUCCGCCCAGGAGGAUACCAGAGAUCAAAAAUAUAUUAGAGGGGAUAGCAGCAGAGGAGUACGAGGAGAAGCACAAACGGGUGUUGGAGGUCCGGAGGCAUUUUGUUAUUAAUCGCCCGGCAAGGCACUACGAUGUCUUGAAUAUGGUCUUUCAUUCUGUCUGGCUAAGGAGGCUUAAUGUUAGGCUACAUGUUUAGUCUCUCUAUUCCACUUUUAUUUUAUUUUUUUCACAUUCACAUUCUCUGUACUAUGGAAUUUUGACAUAUAUAAAUUUACAUUUACUACUUGCUGAAUGAAAGGAUGUCGUCAACAAUCAACAUAGUGGAAAAACUCGUCCAAGAACAACUGAUAUAACUGUCAUAACCCUGUCCAGAAAACAUCAGAAAAUGAGGACUACUGUAAUUUACUCUGUAUAGAAACUCUAGAGGCGUCUCUAGAGGCGUAAGAACAUACGCAAGUGCACCAAAAGUCCCAAUGAAUGUGACAGCAGCAGAGUUCCUAGCUGCAAGAAGCGCCUGCUCUCAGCAUCAAAGUUUCACACUCAUCUUACUGCAAACAGAUCAUACAAAUACAACCACACUAGUGUUUAAGAAGGUUUUAUCCCCGAGUUCUGAAAAAAAUAUCAGCAACAAGGCCUGCAGGUAAGGAUUGUGAAUUUUAAUAUGUAGGACAAGAGUUAGGACAGAGAUAAUUCGGGGUCAUAAGUGUGUAACAAAGAUUUUGGAGCAAAUAGAGAGGUAUGAAGAUUGUACAAGUUAACUGGGAGAAUUUCCUAACUGAAGCAAAACCUGUGCUUAAAUCACCAGCGUCCCCUAAAAAUGGAAGUGAUUGCAGGCUGGUUAGGAAGGUGAAGAAUCCGGAAGUCAGUAGAAUCUUCAAGAAACUAAGUGAUGGAGCAUCUUCAACUCCAUAGUCUAACAACAUGCCGGUGCCACAUUUCUUCCUUGCCUUGUGCUGAAGUGCUGCAAAUUUUACUAGUAUAAGGGAAUAGCCCAAAGUUGUAACCUUUCUCCUUGGUUUUCUUCUGAGGAAAAAAAAAACCAUAGAAUUUCAAGAAUCGUGAAUCUGAUAUUGUGUUAAGAUGAGAUUUUACUAUUCAUA
Messenger RNA from Salvia hispanica, 2259 nucleotides. NCBI's taxonomy places the organism in Eukaryota, Viridiplantae, Streptophyta, Magnoliopsida, Lamiales, Lamiaceae. The record is from RefSeq and is a predicted model, not a curated record.